CAAUGAAGAAAUUUGUGAAAAAUCUAAUCAAAUCAUUUCUCUCAAGUGACACACAGUUUUCUGUUUCCCAGUUCUCUACUUCACCUGAGGUUCACUUUUACUUUAAGAAAUUUUCCUCAUCUGGAUCAGUGGAGACUGACAUCAAUAGAAUCAGUCAACAGAGAGAAGAAACUUACACCGCCAAGGCCAUCAGACAUGUUGUGAACAAUGUUUUCACACCACAAAGAGGUUCCAGACAAAAUGUGAAGAAGGUCUUGAUAGUAAUUACUGAUGGACAAUCUUAUGAUCGGGCCGAUCUGGGAGGUGCAGCACAGCUAGCAGAGAGUAAAAACAUUGUUCGAUUUGCUAUUGGGGUGGGGAAUGCAUUUGAUACACCUGAUGCCAGAAGAGAACUGGAUACCAUUGCAUCGUCUCCCUCAAACAAACACGUCUUUCAAGUGGAAAACUUCAAUGUACUUGAAGUAAUAAGACAGAAUCUGCAGGACAAAAUUUUCUCAAUCGAAGGAUCUCAAAGCAGUGGAGAGUCACUGGAAAUGGAAAUGUCUCAAGAGGGAUUCAGUGCAGUUAUUGUGCCUGAGGGAAUUCAGACGUCUAUUGUUGGUGCAAACGAGUGGAGGGGAGGCUACGUGCAAUACACAACAGGAGGCCAGAAGCUGAAAACAUAUGAGGACGUGUAUUUGGAGCCUGACAGCUAUCUUGGUUACUCCAUGGCGAUUGCUAAAUCCUGGUAUGGCUCUCUGACAGUUGUUGGUGCUCCAAGAUAUAAACACAGAGGAGUUGUGGUCGCUGUUAACAGAGAAAACUUGAAAAAACAAAAGAUUGAGCCCUUUUCAUCACAGUAUCAGACUGGGGAAUAUUUCGGGGCAGAGGUGUGUACCAUGGACAUAAAUAAUGAUGACAUCACUGAGCUAAUCUUCAUAUCAGCCCCAAUGUACAUGGAGCCUGAUAGAGAGGGAAGAGUUUAUGUUUGCAGACUAACUGGUUUGUUUGUGGAGUGUAAUUUUGAUGAUCCUGUAGUACUAAGAGGACAUGCAGCUGUCAAAGGAAGGUUCGGCUCUUCUCUUGCUGUACUGCCUGAUCUAAACUCAGAUGGAUUCAGGGAUUUGGCAGUUGGAGCACCUUUGGAGAAUAAUGGUGAAGGCAGCAUCUACAUAUUUAAUGGCGAAGGAAGAGGAAGAAUCAGUCCUACUUACUCACAGAGAAUUACUGGCUCUGAGGUCCAGUCAGGACUGAAGUUCUUUGGCCUGACAAUCAGUCAGUCAUCUUUUGAUCAGAGUGGUGAUGGACUGCUUGACUUAGCGGUGGGUUCAAAGGGCACAGUUGCCUUACUGAGAUCAAGACCCAUAGUAAUGGUGAGAGCUGAGGUAUCGUUUAGCCCAAACAAAAUCCCUACACAGAAUGUAGACUGCUCAAAACCAUCGGAGAACACAGCUCUUAUCUGCUUUACUAUGACCAGAGUGUCUACAGUCGACACAGCUCGAGCAAGGAUUGAUUACACUAUAACACUGGAUGCCACUCGGAAGCCUCCAAACAACCGAGCUUACACCAGUGGGAAACAACGAGAGAAGUCUGGAUCAGUUGAUGUUGACUUAGGAAGACACCAAUGUUCAACUGUAAAAUUCCUCAUUGAGGCUUGCCCCGAAGACGCUCUCAACCAACUUUCCAAUGAGCUCAAAUUCACGUUUAAUAGUUUGGCCACAAACACCAACCUCAGACCAAGUCUUGCCCCGCAGGCCCAAACAACAGCCAUUCAUCCUUUAGGGUUUGAGAUCAACUGUGGCACUGACAACAAAUGUGUUGAUAACCUGAAACUGGAUUUCAACUUCACCAGAUCCUCAGAGGUUAAAGUGGGCAUUGAUGAGCUUUUGAAUGUCACAGUCUCAGUGGAGAAUAGAGGAGAAAACUCCUACAACAGUCGUGUUAUUCUCACAUACCCAGCUGGACUCUCCUACAGGAAGUUCACGAGUCAGCAGGGAAGAAGUGAGUGCAUCUCUUUGGACAGUGAAGAUGGUUUAUCACGAGGAAGGACAGACUGCACUAUCUACAAGCCAAUUUUCAAGAGCAAAACUAAGGUUUUCUUCAUUAUCACAUAUGGGAUUGAAACAAACAGUCAACUUGAGAGGGAGAUCUUUGUCACUGCAAAUGCCACCAGUGGAAAUCAGGAGCAUGCACCUACAAGUGAACUCUACAAACAGAAAUCGAUUGAUGUGAAAUACAGCAUUUUUCUCACAUUUGAAAGCUCCUUCAGCAGCCAUAAUUUGACCCCUGGAAUGAAUAAUUCACAGGAAGCAGUCCAACAAAUAAUCAAGAUUACAAACUAUAUCAGAGCAUUUAAUUUCACUGUGGUGAUCAGGGUUCCAGUGAAGCUUGGUGAAAAAGACAUUUGGGUGGAUUUGAGCAGCCUACAGAUUGCAAACUGUCAGAGAGGAAAUGAUGAAGAACCACUUAACAAAGAAUUUGUUGCUGAAAUACAAAAACAUAAAGUCGUGGACUGCUCUGUAGCCACGUGCAGAGUGUUCAAGUGCAACACAUUUAUGGGAAUAUGGGAGAGUAGGAUGUAUGAAAUUUCUGCCAACUUCAGUUCAGGAUGGAUAGAGCAGAUUGGAUUUCAAUCUGCGAAAUUCCUCCUAACCAGCACAGCCAGUCUGGAGUAUGACAAAAACCAGUACAUCUACUUUUCAGCGUGGACGAAAAACAAUCCUCCUGUCCACAAGAUUGAGGCAGAGAUAAAAGUGUAUUCUGAACCAGAUUACAUUAAAGAGAUAAUUGGAGGAUACAUUGGAGGUUUGGCUGUUACUGCUUUAUUCACUGUUUGCCUGUACAAGGCUGGAUAUUUCAAGAGUGAUUACAAAGAGAUGAUAAAAUAA
Messenger RNA from Neolamprologus brichardi, 2867 nucleotides. The record is from RefSeq and is a predicted model, not a curated record. Lineage: Eukaryota; Metazoa; Chordata; Actinopteri; Cichliformes; Cichlidae.